GAGAGGCCGUUCUUCGUGCCCGAAGUCGUCUGCCGGGCGAAGGCGUCCAGAGCAGGCGAGAGCAGCCGCCGCCCCGACCCGGCCCAGAGCCUCGGCCCGACACCAUGUCCUCCGCCAGGUUCGACUCCUCAGACCGCUCCUCCUGGUACAUGGGGCCGGUGUCUCGCCAGGAGGCGCAGAACCGGCUCCAGGGCCAGCGCCACGGCAUGUUCCUCGUCCGCGACUCCUCCACCUGCCCCGGGGACUAUGUGCUGUCGGUGUCCGAGAACUCGCGAGUCUCCCACUACAUCAUCAACUCACUGCCCAACCGCCGUUUUAAGAUCGGGGACCAGGAGUUUGACCACUUGCCGGCCCUGCUGGAGUUCUACAAGAUUCACUACCUGGACACCACCACCCUAAUCGAGCCUGCGCCCAGGUAUCCAAGCCCACAAAUGGGAUCUGUAUCAGCACCCAACCUGCCUACAGCAGAAGAAAAUCUGGAAUAUGUACGGACUCUCUAUGAUUUUCUUGGGAAUGAUGCUGAAGACCUGCCCUUUAAAAAAGGUGAGAUCCUGGUGAUAAUAGAGAAGCCUGAAGAACAGUGGUGGAGUGCCCGGAACAAGGACGGCCGGAUUGGGAUGAUUCCCGUCCCUUAUGUUGAAAAGCUCGUGAGAUCCUCACCACAUGGAAAGCAUGGAAAUAGGAAUUCCAACAGUUAUGGGAUCCCAGAACCUGCUCAUGCAUAUGCUCAACCUCAGACCACAACUCCUCUACCUGCAGUUUCCAGUACUCCUGGGGCAGCAAUCAACCCAUUGCCGUCCACACAGAAUGGACCUGUCUUUGCAAAAGCAGUCCAGAAAAGAGUUCCCUGUGCUUACGACAAGACUGCCUUGGCAUUAGAGGUUGGUGAUAUUGUGAAAGUCACAAGGAUGAACAUAAAUGGCCAGUGGGAAGGUGAAGUGAAUGGGCGCAAAGGGCUUUUUCCUUUUACGCACGUCAAAAUCUUUGACCCUCAAAACCCAGAUGAAAAUGAGUGAUUGCCGUUGGCCCUGUUUUCUACUGCUUAGUUAUUCUGUCCGUCAUAGUCUCCUUUGAGGGAAAGCAUUCUAUUUCAUAGGCAAGUUACACUGCAUUGCCGAAGUCCAGCUUUCUGCAGACUGGCGGUCUCAUACAUGUUUGGAAUGCACACAGUGGCUGCCUCGGCAUUUGUAUCAUAGUUGUAUUGUCAAAGAGUAGCGGAUUUUAGAGUUCUUUUGGAUCAUAAACUGGAAAUACUGGUGGAAGCACACGAAUGGAAAGAAGUUGACGAGGGAAGGGUCCUUCUCAUCACUGCCCUGUUGUACUUGUGACUGAUUCUGUCAUGUUCAUCAGAGAAAGCUUGAGGCCAUGGCGAGACAUUGCACAUUACUGUUCCACAAGCAGCGGCUCAGUUCUAGUUUGUUUUUUCUUUAAAGAGCAGAGCAAGUGAACCUUAAAGAAGAGGAAAUUCUGUCCUAAACUCCCCAUAUCUGGCUCUUCUCUUUUUUUCUUUUGGUUUGGUUUUGGAAGACUUAAUUAGGCUUGUGUGUUCUGAACAGGCUUUUAAGUAGCACAUUGGAUUUUUGUGAUAUCACAAGGAAUGACACGUGCCUCUCAGCUUCCAAAUUGAAGCUACUGUAACUGAGGAAAUGAAAAUACAAAUCUGAAAUGGAGGCCUGUAUUGUCUUGGUUGGCAGUGGUAUCUUUUAGCCAUAUAGCAAACAACACCAAAAAAAUCAGCAGUCGUGGUAUGCCAAGCUGUGUGGGCAGCUUCUUGGAUUACAUUGUCCCCAACAGCAACAAUAUGGAGGGUGGUUUGGGGAAACCUUUGCCCAUCUUCCCACCUUAUUUGCCAAUGACAGAAGCAUAUGGGGAGGGGGGUUCUUGGCCAGUUUUCUGUCCUGUGGUUCAGUGAAUAAACCCCUUUAAGGUAUAAGACUUAAGUUUCUUUAAAAAGGGAGGUUGUUCAUAGAAUCAUCUAAUUCAUUAAUGAAUCUUUAAAUUCUCUCUGAAGCCUAGUCCUCCCUGCUACAGCCUGGACUCACCAGGCUGCAAGAGAAAGAUGGUGCUGCUAAUACUGGUUCUACAGUCUGUGUGCCCAUGAUGCUCUCCAG
This is a messenger RNA of Myotis davidii, 2111 nucleotides long. RefSeq names its product v-crk avian sarcoma virus CT10 oncogene homolog-like (gene CRKL). Gene Ontology annotation, molecular function: protein binding. NCBI's taxonomy places the organism in Eukaryota, Metazoa, Chordata, Mammalia, Chiroptera, Vespertilionidae. The transcript is spliced from 3 exons. Gene Ontology annotation, biological process: positive regulation of ERK1 and ERK2 cascade. Bases 105 to 1016 code for a protein of 303 amino acids. The record is from RefSeq and is a predicted model, not a curated record.